This is a messenger RNA of Lingula anatina, 1399 nucleotides long. RefSeq names its product putative E3 ubiquitin-protein ligase HECTD2. Lineage: Eukaryota; Metazoa; Brachiopoda; Lingulata; Lingulida; Lingulidae. The record is from RefSeq and is a predicted model, not a curated record. Gene Ontology annotation, biological process: protein polyubiquitination. Gene Ontology annotation, molecular function: ubiquitin protein ligase activity.
UAGACAUGGGAGGUCUUCAGAAGGAGUUCUUCCAUUUGAUCUGCCAGAAAGUCUUUGAUCCUGCUUAUGGAAUGUUUGCUUACUCAGAGGAAACAAGGAGCUUGUGGUUUAAGAGUUCUGAGACUGACAAUGAAGAUGAGUUUGAGAUGGUUGGUAUUGUUUUGGGCCUUGCUCUGUACAAUGGUGUGAUACUGGAUGUCAGGUUUCCCAAUGCCUUGUAUAAAAAACUGCAGGCCCUGCCACUGAGCCUGGCAGACCUGAUGGAUGCAGACCCUGCUCUUGGCCAUGGUUUAAUGGAGCUGCUGAACUACGAGGGAGAUGAUAUAGAAGACGUGUUCUGUCAAUCAUUCCAGGUAUCCGUCCAGUCUUAUGACCUCACCACAGAAGUAGACUUAGUUCCCAAUGGAGCUGACAUUCCAGUUACACAGAAGAAUAAACACCACUUUGUGAGAAGAUAUGUGGAUUAUUUACUGACUGAGAGCAUUGCCAAACAAUUUGAAGCUUUCAGCAGGGGUUUCCACUCUGUGUGUAGGAAGGAGUCCCUAGCACUGUUCAGUCCUGAUGAAAUAGAGUUGCUUGUGUGUGGAAGUACAGAGCUUGAUUUUGAAGCAUUGGAGAAAUCUGCAGCAUAUGAUGACGGAUACUAUGUGAGUCACAGGACAGUCAGGGCAUUCUGGGAAGUAGUGCACCAGAUGACCCAUGAUCAGAAAAGGCAGCUAUUACACUUUAUCACAGGGAGUGAUAGAGUCCCACUCAAGGGACUGUCCCAUUUGCCAAUAGUCAUACAGCGUAAUGGCGGAGACUGUGACAGGUUGCCCACUGCAAUGACUUGUUUCAAUCGUCUUUUGCUUCCAUCUUACGCCACCAAAGAGAAGCUACAAAGUAAACUGAUGGUUGCCAUAGAGCACGGAAAGGGGUUUGGAUUGACUUGAUUGACAACUUACGGGUCACUUUUUAUCAGGCAGCAACACUUUGUCUCAGAUCCAGCUGACUUUGUGAUCAGGGGAAACAAUUGUGUGUUUUAUAGUGCAUGUACUUGUUGCCUGCUUGUAUAAAUAACUAUGGAACAAGACAAGAAUGACAUUUUUUCAUUGGUUUGUUUGUUUUAAUAGUAACUAUUAAUUACUGUGUGCAAGGUUCUCUUGCCAGUAUGAAGUGUAGGGACAGGGGUGAGAUUAAUUAUACAUUACUCAUUAUAUCAUUAUAAAUAUGUUGUUUUUAUUCUAAUGUACACAAAGCAAAAGUUAUGCAUAUGUAUAUAUAUUAUUUAUGCACUUGGUCACCAGCUUAUGGUUGAUGUGAAUCUCACAAAAGAGCUUGACUUUGUUAUUCAAUUUAUUUAUUGCAGUGUUAAGGUUUAAGUCAUUUUUGUUAAAAAGCUUGUAAAAAAGUGAUUUUA